This is a messenger RNA of Amoebophrya sp. A120, 761 nucleotides long. The record is from the annotation of a GenBank genome assembly. Lineage: Eukaryota; Dinophyceae; Syndiniales; Amoebophryaceae.
GAGUCGUUUGACGCUGUGAUCUUUAUCACCCCGAACCACUUUUGACUUCUGCGGCUUUUUUCAAGAGCUCGGCGAUCUUGCCCUCGGAUCCUGAGUCUUUUAGGAAAGCGUGCAAAGCAAAAACGCGACCGAUCCAUGAUAAUUUUUGAAGAAUUUGAAUUUGUUUGAAGAUCAACUUUGGUGGCAUUUUCUUGGCUAUGUUUUUUUUGCUGUGACAGAGAUCUCAAGCAGAGGCAAAGCUUGAUUGUGUGUGUGGGUUUUUUUUCUUUUAAGAUGAAAGAGACUUGAGUGAGUAGGAGUACGUUGAAUUGCAAUGGUGUCUGGCGAUAAUGAUGGAACCUUGAAUGGUUGAAAUGAUGCAUUUCCAUGUAAAAAUAAAACAUACUACAGCUGAACAAGCAGUACAGCCAGCCUGCCGGGUAUCACAAGAAUGAAACUGUUUCACUGUACUAAACUCGUCAUGCGGAUGGAGAUCACGAUGCAGCGCAGAUUUGUUUGUCUUGCUACACAUACAAGGCAAUGCGUUUAUUUAUUUGGCUGUGCUUUCAUCCACUUCUAGUGAAUAGUACGCAUGGCAAAAAAAUUCUUCGUCAUGUAGAGCAAAUUUGCGAUGCAAAGCAUGCAAAAUCUCAUCAGAGCACAUGAAGCAGCGUUUCCGUGCGAUACCAUGUUACCGCCCGGCAUUUCGCUCGACGACAGCAAGCGAGUGCGUGGUGAUUUUAUAGUGGAACCCAUGCUAUACGGCUACAGGCACGAGGGGC